This is a messenger RNA of Strongylus vulgaris, 534 nucleotides long. Lineage: Eukaryota; Metazoa; Nematoda; Chromadorea; Rhabditida; Strongylidae. The record is from the annotation of a GenBank genome assembly.
AUGAAAGAAGAAUUGUUAUUAUUGCCUAGCGAUUCUUGGACGCGAGUGAUCAUCGAGAAGCCGUUCGGUCAUGACUUGGAAUCGUCGACGAAGCUUUCUAAACAUAUCUCGAAGCUCUUCAGAGAGGAUCAAGUGUAUCGAAUAGAUCACUAUCUCGGUAAAGAAAUGGUUCAGAAUCUCAUGGUCUUAAGGUUCGGAAAUCGAUUUUUUGGGGCAUCUUGGAACAGAGACAACAUUGCUUCAGUCACCAUAACUUUUAAAGAAAAUUUUGGCACAGGAGGAAGAGCUGGCUAUUUUGAAACCGCCGGCAUCAUAAGAGACGUGAUGCAAAACCACCUAAUGCAGAUAUUAACUCUCGUUGCUAUGGAAAAGCCAGCGACUUUAAAUGCUGAAGACAUCAGGGACGAAAAGGUGAAAGUCUUGAAAGCUAUCAAGCCAGUGGAGUUGAAGGACAUGAUACUUGGUCAGUAUGUGGCCAACUCAGACUGCGAUCGUAAGUUGUUCAUUUGUUUAGUAGUUAACAUUAGAUUUUGA